This is a messenger RNA of Paramecium tetraurelia, 1626 nucleotides long. RefSeq lists its product as uncharacterized. The record is from RefSeq and is a predicted model, not a curated record. Gene Ontology annotation, biological process: gluconeogenesis. Gene Ontology annotation, molecular function: ATP binding; phosphoenolpyruvate carboxykinase (ATP) activity. Gene Ontology annotation, cellular component: cytosol. The transcript has 4 exons. NCBI's taxonomy places the organism in Eukaryota, Ciliophora, Oligohymenophorea, Peniculida, Parameciidae.
AUGCAGAUUUAAAACUUACAAACACAUGAACUAUUACAGAAAUGGGGACUUCAUAACACAACCGUAUUCAGAAAUCCCAGUGCCCCCCUUAUUUAUUAACUGUCAAUGUAAUAAGCAGACGGAUCAUCUACUAGACCAGACUCUAUAAAUAAUACUGGUGCAUUAGUGGCUUAUUCUGGGAAGAAAUGUGGUCGAGUACCAAAGGAUAAAAGGAUUAUCAAAGACCAAGUAACUGAGUAGGAUGUGUGGUGGGGUGAUGUGAACAUUGCUUUGAGUAGAGAAUCGUAUAGUGAAGUUGAAAGGAUUGCUUUGGAUUAUUUGGGAAGCAGAGAAAGAUUGUUUAUAAUAGACGGGUAUGCUGGUUGGGAUCCUAACCAUAGAUUAAGAAUUCGAGUAUUCUGUACAAGACCAUAUCAUGCUCUCUUUAUGAAGAAUAUGUUAAUCAGGCCAACUGAAGAGGAAUUGAAAAAAGACUUUAACGGUGACGUUGAUUUUUAUAUAUUCAAUGCAGGACCUCAAACUAUCCAAAAACCAAUAGACGGAGUCACCUCUGAAGGAUGUGUUGCUGUCAAUCUAACUGAGAGAAAGAUGGUAAUUUUGGGUACUCAAUAUGCUGGGGAAAUGAAGAAAGGAGUAUUUGGAGUUACUCAUUAUUUACUUCCAAAACAAGGCAUUCUUACUUUACAUAGUUCUGCAAAUGAAGGAGAGAAUGGAGAUGUUACUUUGUUAUUUGGCUUAAGUGGCACAGGCAAAACUACUUUGAGUGCUGAUCCCAAGAGAAAACUUAUAGGAGAUGAUGAACAUGCUUGGUCUGAUCACGGAAUUUUUAAUAUUGAAGGUGGUUGCUAUGCUAAAUGUGUUGAUCUCUCUAAAGAAAAAGAACCUGAAAUUUACAAUGCAGUCAAAUUUGGAGCUGUUUUGGAAAACAUUGAAUAUUUUUCUAAUGAAACCAGGGAAGUAGAUUUCUCAAAUAUCUCAAUCACUGAAAACACUAGAGUGAGUUAUCCCUUAGAAUUCAUACCAGGAGCUAAGUUUCCAGCUUAAGGUGGACAUCCAAAAAAUAUAUUCUUUUUGACUUGCGAUGCUUAUGGUGUCUUACCUCCAGUCUCUAUGUUGACACCUGAAUAAGCUAUGUAUCAUUUCAUCUCUGGUUACACUGCCAAAGUUGCAGGAACUGAAGUAGGGGUUAAAGAACCCUAAGCAACAUUCUCUGCUUGUUUUGGAGAAGCCUUUCUAGCAUUGCAUCCAACUCUCUAUGCUAACAUGCUAGCUGAAAAAAUUAAGAAAUUUGAUACCAAAGUCUGGUUAAUCAACACCGGAUGGUCAGGUGGAAAAUAUGGAGUAGGAUAGAGGAUGUCAUUGAAAUACACAAGAGCUAUUAUAGACCUUAUCCAUAGUGGAGAAUUGAAGGAUGCUGAAUAUGAAAACUUCCCUAUUUUCAAUUUUAAGAUACCAAAGGCUGCCAAGAAUAUUCCAUCAGAAAUUCUUAACCCAAGAAAUACAUGGCCAAACCCAGAUGAAUUUGAUAAACAGUUAUUAGAAUUAGCUUAAAAGUUUUAGACUAAUUUCAAAAAGUAUGAAGACAAAGCAACAUUAGAAAUUAUUAAUGCAGGUCCAAAACUAUGA